Messenger RNA from Stylonychia lemnae, 2583 nucleotides. NCBI's taxonomy places the organism in Eukaryota, Ciliophora, Spirotrichea, Sporadotrichida, Oxytrichidae. The record is from the annotation of a GenBank genome assembly.
AUGAAUACCAAAUAGGAUAGAAAAGUAGAAAUUAAUUAGACCUUGCUAAUCAAGACUGAACUCAAAGAUUUUGACAGGACUGACUUUGAAAACUUAACUAAAAAAUCAGAAUUAAUGACUGAAUCAGACUAAAUCUCGAAUACUUCUCAAAUUUUUGGGGUUCAACUCAAAGAGAAUGUUGGAAUCAGAACAGGAAUGACCAUUUUUAUAGUGUCAUGCUUGGGUAGCUUAAUUACUUCCUUCAUUUUCCAAAUAUCAAACCUUCUUUUGAAAACCAAAUUUGAGAUGAAUGACGAUGAUGAAUUGAUAAGAGUCAGCAUGGUAAGACUACUGCUUGCUAUAAUGUCAAACUCAAUGCUAAACAAUACCUUAAUUCCAGACUAUGUUUAGAAUAAGAGUAUUGGAAAAGCAGUUAUAUAUAAAAAUUUCUCGCGAUAUCUUGGAAAUUUUCUGCAACCGGUGACUUUCAUCAGCUUGAUUUCAACUAGCUAUGUUUGGCAUUCAUUCAAUAUUUUAGCUGUAGGAAUGUGGCUGACUGCAGUAUAUCUCUACUUUAAUUUGAAAAAUCCAUCAGACUUAGUUUAGUAAUUUGAAAUUACUUAAUCAUUAUCUACAAGAUCUCAGUCUUUGACUUAAAACCCUAAAAAUGGAUAAGAAGUUAAAUAAGACAUUUUAAUGCCUGAAAAGAAAAGUGAUACAUUUUGUUCGAAAUUCCACUAAGGGUAUACUGAAUGCAAGUAAAAUCCUAUUUUGGUCUUCUGCCUAAUGUAAAAUUUUGUAGUGAGAAUGGGCAUCGUGCUGGGCUCUAAUGCUUAUAACUUGUGGAUCAUUUCGUCUAUUGAGGAUGAAUAGAAAAUUUUAGAGGUUAUAGCGUUGACAAAUUCACUCUCCACCAUCCUUAACUUUGUAAUACAAAUUCCACUUAUAAAGUUCCUUGAUUGCAUAAAACCAAGCGUGAUAUUUACGAUAUCUCAUUUAAUGAGAGGAGUUUCUCUUAUGCUGCCAAUACUCAUUGAUAUAAAUUCAAGUCUUUUUAUCACAUCAACUAUUAUAUUAAUUGGGCUUGCUAAUAGUCUCACAAAUGUUGCAAGAGAUUUAAUAUUUCAAAAGAACUUAAACAACGAAUCAAAAGGAGUUAUAGUAGGUUUUAUGGAUUUCUUUUAGUAUCUUGGAAUAUUGUGCUAUUUGGUUGUAUUCACCUUUUUAUCAAGUGUUAUUGGUCUCAAAGGAUGCUUUUUAUUCCUUGGAAUUCUGGAUAUGCUAUUGCUUUUAGUAAGACAAACCUCUACUACUAUAGCUGGAAAUACAGCCUGGACUGAUUAUAAGAUUUUAGUCACUAAAUUGACACCAGCUGAAGAAAUAAAUGAGUAUUCACAAAUUUACGCAAGAGGGACUGGCGCUAAAAAUCAUAACUCUUCGAUUAUCAUGAUAGACAAUACAGUGAUUUUGGAUCAUGCUGUAAUGAGAGGUCUUUAUCUUGCAGUAUUUGACAGAUAUACUCUAAAGAAAGUAUAUAGUGGCAUAUAUGAUACGAUCCUUCAAAUUUAGCCCUAAGAGGUUAAUCCAAAUUUAGAUAAAUUAUAUCAAAACUACACAUUUGAUGAAGCAACACUGACUUAUACAGUUGAAGAAAUUACAACAAAUACAUAUCUUAAAGAUGACAAUUUUUAGGUCUCACAUAACCUUGCAAGAAAGAUCAAAGAGUAUGAUAACAAAUAUUUUAUUGUAUUGGUGUCAUAGAAUGCGUGGGAGCUCAGAUUUUCAAAGGAACUAGGCGAGGCACUCAUGCAAUGCGGGGCUUUAAAUAUAAUGGAAUUUACUAAUCAUUUUUCAGCAGUAUUUGGUGAGAAAACUCAUGUAAGAGGACUUCAUGAUUCUGAUCCAUUGGUUAAUUCUAAUUUCUAUCAUCCUUAUGCCUUUAUCGGUAUACCAGGGCUCCCACCAGGAAUGGGUUUCGAAUCCUUAAGAUCAAAUUAAGGCUUUCACAUGAGCAUUGGUACAUUUGCAUAUGCAGAAUUAAGAGUCAGACUGAGAUUCAACAGGCUAAUUGGAUUAUAUUCAUUUGAUGGGCAUUAAUAUAUGGACGAUUACAAGUUUUAAGAUCCUUAUUUGAAUGUUAAUAUGGCUAAAGAUAGAUCUCUUCUAAGUACUUUCCCCUAUCUUGUAAUGGAAAAUAUGACAGUUUACUAUGAUUGGAAAACAUCAAUCUAUUUGGAUGGAAACAGAUAGGUAUUCUUUACUAAUGCCACAGGAAAUUUUACAAAGGCUGAUACAGUAUAUCUCUAACCAUAUGAAAAGCCCUUUAGAUAUGAUUAUCUAAAGAGAUUAAAUGUGGGGACAAAUUUGACAUGGAUUCAUAACAAAAUAUACUACAAAUUUGUCAAGUAAUACCUUUACAAUGAUGGCUUUAAAGAUUGUCCUCCACCCUACGAUAACUACACUAAUCCCAGUUGUUUUAAUUAUACAAUGGUAGAAACUAAUCCUCCUGAAUUGUUCAAGUGCUACACAGGGAUUUUUAGUUUUUACUGUCCAACCUUAUCUUAAACUCUUGAGGUAUCCUUUGAUGGCUAUUAUGUUAGAUGA